AUGGCAUCCCGAAUGAAGAUAAUAUGUUAUGUUCUAUUGGGCCUUAUAUUUGCAUCCACCCUGAUUGACGCUGCAGUUGCGGAAGAGCGUGGUGGUGGAGAGCGUGGCGGUGGAGGAGGGCGUGGUGGAGGAGGUGGACGUGGUGGUGGUCCAGGGCAUGGUGAUGGUGGUGGUGGAGGAGGACGUGGACUGAGCGAGACUGAUGGUGGUCCAGGACGUGGUGGUGGACGCGGUGGAGGUGGUCCAGGACGUGGUGGUGGUGGUGGUCGUGGAGGUGGUCCUCCUGGCCAUGGGUCAUUUGCCACUCUGAACAAUUCACACAAUUUAAACAUAAAUAUGACUACAUGGUAG
Messenger RNA from Cryptomeria japonica (Japanese cedar), 351 nucleotides. RefSeq lists its product as uncharacterized. Bases 1 to 351 code for a protein of 116 amino acids. The record is from RefSeq and is a predicted model, not a curated record. The transcript has 2 exons. Lineage: Eukaryota; Viridiplantae; Streptophyta; Pinopsida; Cupressales; Cupressaceae.